This is a messenger RNA of Temnothorax curvispinosus, 750 nucleotides long. RefSeq lists its product as uncharacterized. The record is from RefSeq and is a predicted model, not a curated record. The transcript has a single exon. Bases 1 to 750 code for a protein of 249 amino acids. Lineage: Eukaryota; Metazoa; Arthropoda; Insecta; Hymenoptera; Formicidae. Gene Ontology annotation, molecular function: nucleic acid binding.
AUGUAUUCCGACAACGGAACGACGUUUCACGGCGCCGAUCGGCAGUUGUCCGACGCCUACUAUAAAGCCGUUCGCGAACCGAACUUCCUCAAUCGCUCCGCUAGCGAAAAAACGACCUGGCAUUUCCUGCCUCCGGCCGCGCCACAUUUCGGCGGUCUCUGGGAGGCUGGUGUCAAAAGUGUCAAACACCACCUCAAGCGAUGCAUCGGGUCUCAUACACUUACAUAUGAAGAAAUGACAACGAUCCUCCGCCGCAUCGAGGCAUGCCUAAAUUCGCGACCUCUCGCCGCUAUCUCCGAACAUCUCGACGACUAUCAAGCGUUGACCCCCGGUCAUUUUUUAGUAGGCGCUUCCCUUGUGGCUUCGCCCGAGCCUAGCGUGCUCGACAUUAACGAAAACCGACUGUCUCGGUGGCAGUUGGCUCAGCGAAUUACCGAAGGUUUUUGGAAGUCUUGGUCGCACGAUUACUUGCACACCCUUCAGCAAAGGCCGAAAUGGCGCGCCGUUCAGCGAUUAGCCCGACUGGGUCAAAUCGUCCUCAUUCGCAACCCGCUCGCGCCACCGAGCCAAUGGGAACUCGGGCGCAUAACCGUGUGUCAUCCAGGCAAAGACGGUUUGACCCGAGUCGUCACCGUGAGGACGAGUCGGUCGGAGUACAAGCGCCCCAUAACUAAACUGUGCUUUCUCCCGGUGGACAUCAACAACGAACAGCCCAUAGAUUCCGCCAUGGCGGGCGGCGCCACUCAUUAA